Lagopus muta (rock ptarmigan) is the source of this 4347-nucleotide messenger RNA. RefSeq names its product protein O-glucosyltransferase 3 (gene POGLUT3). The record is from RefSeq and is a predicted model, not a curated record. Gene Ontology annotation, cellular component: endomembrane system. The transcript has 8 exons. The coding region runs from base 27 to 1541 and encodes 504 amino acids. Gene Ontology annotation, molecular function: glucosyltransferase activity; protein binding. Lineage: Eukaryota; Metazoa; Chordata; Aves; Galliformes; Phasianidae.
CGGCCCCGCUCCAGCGCGGCGCGGCCAUGGGCAGCCGGGGCUGCGCGCUGCUGCUGCUGGGCGCCGCUCUGCCGCUGCUGGGCUCGGCCGCCGUCAGUCCCGAGCGGAGCCUGGCGUGGGGUCCCGGGCUGGAAGCGGGGCUCGCACUGCCCGUGCGCUACUUCUACAUCCAGGCGGUCAGCGCGACGGGACGCAACUUCUCCCGCUCUCCCCCAGGAAGAACACAAUUUAAAGUGGUAAUUAAAGCACUUUCUCCAAAAGAGAUCACCAGAAUUUACACUCCCCACCCUCUGGAUAGAAAUGAUGGCACAUUUCUUAUGCGGUAUCGGAUGUAUGGGAGUGUCAGAAAAGGGCUAAAGAUUGAGAUACUUUAUGGUGAUAAGCAUGUAGCUCAAUCUCCUUACAUUUUGAAAGGACCUGUUUAUCAUGAAUAUUGCGACUGCCCUGAAGAAGACCCUGAGAUCUGGCAGAAUGUUUUCUCUUGCCCAUCCCAGGAGCCUCAGAUUACAAAGGACUUCAUUCCCUUUCCCACCAUUGAUCUGCAGCGAAUGUUUAAAGAAAUCCCAUCAAAGUUCAGUCAAACAAGAGGUGCUAUUGUUCAUUACACUAUUCUCAAUAAUCGCAUCUACCGUCGUUCCUUAGGGAAAUACACAGACUUCAAAAUGUUCUCUGAUGAAAUGUUGCUGUCACUGGCAAGAAAGGUUCAUCUCCCCAAUGUGGAGUUUUAUCUUAAUGUUGGAGAUUGGCCAGUUGAGUACCGAAAAGCCAAUGAUACGCCUGGGCCUAUUCCCAUCAUCUCAUGGUGCGGCUCUGUGGAUUCGAGAGACAUCAUCCUUCCAACAUAUGACGUAACCCAUUCAACUCUUGAAACCCUCCGUGGUGUCACAAAUGAUCUCCUUUCUAUUCAAGGAAAUACGGGCCCAUUCUGGGACAACAAAACAGAACAAGCUUUAUUUAGAGGUCGAGACAGCCGAGAAGAACGUCUCUAUCUUGUCAAGUUAUCCAAGGAAAAUCCAGAACUACUGGAUGCUGGAAUAACAGGGUAUUUCUUCUUCAGAGAGAAAGAAAAGGAGUUGGGAAAGGUUCCACUGAUGGGCUUCUUUGACUUCUUCAAGUACAAAUACCAGGUGAAUGUUGAUGGGACUGUAGCAGCUUACAGGUUUCCAUACCUCUUGCUGGGUGACAGCCUAGUACUGAAGCAAGAUUCCCAAUACUAUGAACAUUUUUAUACUGUAUUGAAACCAUGGAAACAUUAUGUUCCAGUUAAGAGAAGCUUAGAGGACUUGCUAGAGAAAAUAAAAUGGGCUAAGGAAAACGAUGAAGAAGCACAAAAGAUUGCUAAAGAAGGACAGUCGGUGGCAAGAGAAUUACUUCAGCCUCACAGACUUUACUGCUACUACUACAAAGUGCUGCAGAAAUAUGCCGAACGCCAAGCCAGCGAACCUGAAAUACGGGAUGGAAUGGAACUUGUACCUCAGCCUGAUGACAGAGACUCAGUGUGCAGCUGCCACAGGAAAAAGCCUUUAAGGGAAGAUCUAUAACUGUACCGGAUGGAGAAAAUCACCCACUUACAAUGCAAGAAUGUAAAUAGGAUUUAAGCUGUGAAAUCUAAGACACUUAGGCACUAGCAGACAGUCUUAGUUAUGUAUUCUUAUUGUAUUUACAUAUCCUUUUUCACACUGACUCUGGUCUGCAGCGUUGGUUCCCACAGUUUUGUCUCCAUGACCUCCACCAGGCAGAUACUGAGCCUGUAAUGGGGAGCAUUCAGGGGACUUGGUUUAUGUAUUGCAUCAUCACGGAAGAAGAGUGGAGUGCUGCUCAUGAUCCAGAUGGGACCCAGAUACCAAAGUUUUGUGAGGAACCAGUCAUCCAAAAGAGAUCUCCCAUGAGUCAGGGCAAGUUAAUCUAAAGGAGCAUUUGCAACAUUCUAAAGCAGUGUUAUGAUUUCUUCAUAAAGUUUACCUCAGUUUUAGAUUAUUUCUUGUAUACAAAACAAUUUUCUAACUAGACAAAGAAAAGUAAUAUUUGAGAUUUACAGAUAUCAAAUCUGGUGUUGCUUUGAGAUCAUUUUGUGGUAUAUGACGUAAUAGAAUAGAGAACACGACUUAAUCCUUAACAGUUUCAGUGGAAAACUGAGAGGAGAGGGAAAGUUCAGAAUAGUAUUUUUGUAAGCACAGAAUUGUGAAAUCAAAGGAGUUGGAAGGGACCUCUGGAGAUCAUCUAGUUCAACACCUCCCUACUAAACCAGGUCCUAGAGUUGACUGCAUACAGUUGCUCUGAAUCACCAAAAUUAAAUUCUACUCUAGACUGUGUAGCUAUCAAAACCAUCACAGCUGUGCUCUGAAUGCCAACACACCACUCUGAAGUUCUAUUCCAUGCUAUUGACCAUGUCUCUGAAUAUAGGUACAGACCCAUAGAAGGAUUUAGAAACUUCAGGGACAGGUGAAAUAUUAGUACAGUUACAGUCUAUGCUAUUCUAAGCUACCUGAGUAUUCAUACAUCUGAAAUUUGUUAGUUUUAGACUACUUUGGUUUUACUUUGCUGUAGGGCUAAAGAUGUCGCUGUGUUUUUCACUUGGUUACAUGAAAUUUUCCUAUGCCUAAGUCCUCAAAUGGAGCUUAUCCAUUUUUCUGAAUUUAGAUAAAAUCUACCUAAUCUGAGAGCACUGAAUUCAGUGGACAGUGGAUAAGCUACCACUGUUUUGGUAGAAAAACCUAUGCUGCAUUUUCUAUGUAACAGUCAAGGGUUUAGAGCCCAUACUGAGCAGUGGGGAAGACAACUUUGUUCUCCUUGAUUUGAUUCAAAGAUGAAUUUCCAAAAAGUGCCUUAGGUCCAGACUGCAGACGAUUUCUUCAAGUCUUCAACUGAAGUUGUGAAGCCACCAAGAUAAUGAUAGAAAAUUCAUAGGGCCUGAAGGAGCUGACAGUACUGCAGAGGUAAAAUUCUACCUUCAGGUGGGAUGAAGGAAGGAUCCUUGUCCUAGAUGCUGCUCCCAGUGGCUCUCCUGAUAUUUACCCAAGAAACUGUCUUUUUCAGAGUGUAUGUAAACAGUCUUGGAAGGAGAGGCCAAUGCCAAACCUUCCCACUCCUGCCAUGGAGUUCACUGACCAGCAAGUAAUGUCUGGCUUUCAGACUCAACGUCAGCUUGUAGAUUUCUGGUAAAAAUCCAUUCAAAGUUGGUACAUUAAACAUUAAAUUCAGAUUACUUCUGAAAUGUGGAGCUUUGAAAAGCAGCAAAUGUUGACAGGAGAACAAAUACAUAUGAAGCAAACCAUGAGUUCAACUGGGCUGAAAUCAUCCAAGCAAGGUAAGCCAAAAGCCUCCUGCAUCACCAAGCCCAACACCUCUCACCUCAUUUGUAAGUUUUCUUCCAGGAGGAAAACACAAAGAUAUUUGGUGCUUGCACAGUGACCAAACUGCAGUAAGAAAACACAGAUUUUCAGGUUGCCUCAGCUUUCUAACUGUGGCAUCUGUGUUCUUCCUACUCAGCUACACUCAUAUAACGCCUUACUUGAAUACCUAAUUCUCCUUGUGCAAAAAGGAGUGGAAACAUGAUUGUGGACUUAUCUAAUCGCUUAGAUGGCUGGAAUUCAGUGCUGUACGCUUCAUACGGGUUUCAUUUUUGCAUAUGACAACACUGCCAGUUACUCUCAUAAAAUACAUGAAAAAAAAUCUGUACUAGAAUGAGUUUUUCUGCAUGCUAAAUGUAGAAAGACUCUCAGGUUUCUAAAGAAACUGUUCCUUGGUUGUUUAUUGCACUAUUCUGGUUAAGAAAAAUGGAAACAUCUUGUUCUACCCAUCAACAUAUUGUUCUAGUUCUAACACCGUUAUAAAUAGUGGUUGUAUUUUUAUUUGGCAUGGCAAUCAGUUCUAGGACUUCAUCCUAUAAAUAUAUGCUCAGCUCAUCUGACAGAAAAUUUCUGCAUCAGAACUCAGAAACACAGUGCCAUUGCUAAGGUGACACUCAGAACUGGUAUGUGCUUCCCUUCUCUCUUUACAGUCAUUUUUGUUGUACUGUAUGAUCUGAGAUGAUCCAUUGUCUGCAUUUUUUAUUCAUCACGAUUUGUGAAGUGUGCUCAGGAAAGGCAAUUAUGCAUACCAGACAGCUGAAGCAGGAAAAAUUUCCCCUUGCGCACAUAUUUCAAACUAAAAAUCCCCAAAUGAUCUGUUUAUAUUCUAAAAAACAUGAGGGAGUGGAAGGACUCAUGAUACAUCCGUUAGGGUUCUUUGCAAACACCUGUGUAGGAAAACUUGCCUGGCUUGAAACAUGAGUAUUUCAAACCGAAAGAAGAAGCAGAUAAAACCUACGUGGUCAUGAAUAUUUUUUUUAAAGGUGAAUAUUUUGUC